AUGAAAAAGUAAGCAGGUAAACUGCCUAACCCCACUACCUUAAGUGUUUAUAUUUAAAGUAAAGCUACAUUUCUAGGGCAACUCCCUUAUAUUUUAUCAUCAUUUCCUAUCUCUCUCUCACAAGGACCCAGAUGGCAAUUAUCAAUACAAAAGCUAUAGAAGCAAAUCAAGAGGCAGAACAAAGCUCAAGACGUAGAGAGGCGGAAGAGUAUGCUGCCAGGAAUGAUACAUUAUGGACGCAAGCGCCUCCAGCAUAUGAAGAAGUUGCAAGUAUAACGACAAGCAGGGGGAAUAAUGAUGUACUUUGCCAGCCUAUUCAAGGUCCUUCUUGGUCAGAAGUAGAAAAUGUUCCACAAAAAGUAUGGCUUUCGCCUCAUAUUCCACAAUACACCUGUAGCGCAUCAUUUUCCCUAUCAGCAAGCACUGCAACGUUUAUAAGAGCAAAUGGGACGGGGUAUAAUGGUUGGCUUCGGAUAGGAUCUUCAAGUGAGCUUAGAGAAGAUGAAUGGAAAUCGAUACAUGGUGAUGCGGGAAUGAAUAGAAUCGGUGUUGUCAUACAAGCGAGGUUCACGCAUAGAGACCUUCUUGAUCUGAUCAGCUUAAACAAGACGAGAGAGGAAAGGGACAAUCAAAUUAUAAGCGAAGGUAUCAGCUUACAAUCAGGAGAGAUGGGAACAAGGAUCAAUAGAUUUGUAAACCUCACAAUCAUAGCUUACCUUCCUGAACCGAUCUACCGCACUCCCGUCGGCUUGGCCAGAGAUGGGAGUUCGUAUAUUCCCGGCUUGGAUCUGUUUACCGAUAAUCUACAAAUAAUCUUCGAUGGAUCAAAUUCAUCCUCCAAAUUAUCUUUUUCUAAAAUUGUUGCAAAUACAAGAAUACCGGGUAUUACUUUAAGGAUGAACUUAUUGGCAAAUGAGUCUAUCGUCUUACUCUCUUCUUUAGGCCAAAUUUCCGAUUUUCUUUCGUCAAAAACAUCUACACUUACAAUCGCAGCCCCAAAGAUUUCAAUUGUUUCGCAAAAUGGCUCGAUUCAACUCUCGACAAUCAUAGCUGUUGAUGAAGUCAAUCUUUCGACUAUAAAUGGAGGUAUAAAUGUCACUCAAGUUGCGGUAGCGAAAAAGGUGUCUUGUGCAAGCCGAGAAGGCUCUUUGAGAGGACAAUUUAGUGCAUAUGACAACCUUUCGCUCAAGACUACUACAGCAAUGGUCGAAGUUGACGUGAUUGCGAGUAGAGAUACUUAUAAAGAGCGUCUGAGAAGUAGUGGUCUAUUAGCGAUCCUAGAUCCUAGCAAAGAACAGGAAAUCCUUGCAGAACAAUCAUGCACGACAUCUUGGCGAAAGUUGCAAGUAGCGGCAUUCACUCAAGUAGGAUCAACGUCUGUAAAGUUUAUAGAUCAAGAUACAGAAACGCAAUUGUUAUCCGAAGUAACAAGUAUGACGGGCUUGGUGAAUGUUGCACAUUCGAGUGCAUUUCAAGGCAAAGUUGAAUUUGAAACUACGAUUGGAACGAUUGCCGUUCAUGAUUCUUUUGAUGAAUCUGAACAAAAACGAAAAGCAUUUGAAAUUGAUAUCGGUCAUAGUGAAGCAAAAGUAGGUAAAUACGUACAAGGUAGAGUGUUUUCUGUGGAUCCCGGUUGGGACGCUGUUGGGCCUGAUCGUCAGCAUGCAUUCCCGUUAUCGUACUCUCGUAUGUACAGCAACAUUGGUAGGAUCGAAAGCUCUUUUGAUUGAUUUUUUCAGAGUGGCGGCAGACCUUGUUCUACUCCUACUAUUGUAUUUUCACGAGAGAUGUUUGUAUUAUUAUAACUGAAGGGCAUUCUGGAAAAAUUUAUGGCUUAUUUAC
Messenger RNA from Meira miltonrushii, 1842 nucleotides. RefSeq lists its product as uncharacterized. NCBI's taxonomy places the organism in Eukaryota, Fungi, Basidiomycota, Exobasidiomycetes, Exobasidiales, Brachybasidiaceae. The coding region runs from base 132 to 1730 and encodes 532 amino acids. The record is from RefSeq and is a predicted model, not a curated record. The transcript has a single exon.